Bicyclus anynana (squinting bush brown) is the source of this 3009-nucleotide messenger RNA. RefSeq lists its product as uncharacterized. NCBI's taxonomy places the organism in Eukaryota, Metazoa, Arthropoda, Insecta, Lepidoptera, Nymphalidae. The record is from RefSeq and is a predicted model, not a curated record. The coding region runs from base 558 to 2924 and encodes 788 amino acids. The transcript is spliced from 2 exons.
ACCUGCACUGGUGAAGAGUAUACUGCGAUCGCCUAAGGAUAGGGAUCCGCUGAACGUGCCCGGGGUGUACAAGAUUCCGUGUGACUGUGGUAGAUCAUACAUCGGUGAGACUCGCCGUAACAUCACCACAAGGGUAAAAGAACACAUACGGAGCAUGAAGAAUGUGGACACGGACGGUUCAGCAAUAGCCGAGCAUGUUUUAGCUUCGGGUACGACUCAUUAUAUCCGUUUUGAUAAGGCUUCUGUAUUGUCAAGGGAAAAGUUUCUAGUACCUCGUAAGAUACGUGAAGCGAUAGAAAUUAGUCGUCACCCGAAUUUUAAUCGGGAUCAUGGAUGGUUGCUGCCCACAGCGUGGAAACCGCUAUUUCUUUCAAUGUCACAUACAACAAACUUGGAACAAGAUAGCAUUAGUUCGGUUUGCUUACAAGAAGACGAGUCUAAUGAAGAUGACAUUAAUGAACCCUCAUGACUAAGGGCCCCGUAUGGGUUCGAAACUAGUCGGGCAUACUCCGACGUAAUAUCACGUGAGUUUUAGCCGUGUUUCAUAAUCAAUUAAUAUGAAUAACACUCACGAUAGUUUAAAUUCUAAAAUAGCCAACCGAUACGGCGUGGUAUGGCAAAAUAAAGUGAAACAGUUCGCGCGUCUUAGAUCUAAACGUGUAAAAUUGGAGUGUGGACUGAGGUUUAUAGUGCAGUGCCGAAAUAAUCAUGUUGUUCCAAAAUUUGCGCGUAUUAAACCUGUGAAGUGUUUUAUGGAUUACGAAAGUUUCUUUCACACCGCCAAUCAGAAGUUGUUACGACGGGUCAUAAGGGACUAUCACUGUAAGAUAACACAAAUUAAUAAUACCUUGUAUGAAUUACAUCUUCAGUUAACGGGAAUUUUGGAUCAAGAUUUGUGGGAUGCCGUGGAUACUAUGACAUAUAAUAGGUCUAAUAACAUACGGCGUAGUUCUGAGUACGUACAUAAUAAGAAGCUAGAAUAUUUAACAGCUGAUAGUAGAACAAAAGCCAAUAAGCAACAUCAUUUAUGUGACUACCCGCGAUGUACUACACAAAGUGACGCAGCAGUGAUUAAUCUAUCUUCGGUAACGUUAAACGAAAACGGUCUUAAUGCCUUGGGCAAAGGGUUGAAUUUUGCUCUAACACCUAGAAACAUACCUAUGGAAUCAAUUGUGUGUAGUAUUGAAGACGCAAUAUUUCGUAAUAAAAUUCCAACGCGUGAUGCAGAAUGCUUACGACAGGACAUAGCUACGUUUUUACGUCGAGCAAAGUUACCGCCGUCGAAUAUGAGCAGGAGUGACAGAGCGGCGUUAAUGGAAAUUCGUAAUAAUGAGGAUAUUUUGAUACUGCCUGCAGACAAAGGUAAUGCCACCGUGAUUGUGGAUACGGAUGCUUAUGAAAAUAAGAUUAACCAUUUGUUAUCGGAUACCACUACAUAUAAAAAAUUAAAUCAUAAUCCCACAACCCGGAAUACAAAUAAAAUUAUUAAACUUUUGCAGUCCAUUAAUGAUAAAAAUUUGCUUACAAAGUUACGGCCCUGCAACCCCACUUCACCUAAAAUCUAUGGUUUACCCAAAAUUCACAAGCCAGACUGGCCUUUGAGACCUAUUGUCAGUCAGAUUGAUUCACCCACAUACAUGGCAUCAAAACAUCUCGCGACGUUACUCAAACCGUUUACAGGCAAUACCAGUAGUUUUGUUAAAGACUCGAAACACUUCGUUCGUAUAAUUAAAAAUGAAAUUAUUAGUGACUCAGAGAUUAUGGUGAGUUUUGAUGUGGAGUCCUUGUUUACGAAUGUUCCUGUGGAAGAAGUAAUUUCAUUAAUUAAGGGUUUCAUAACGGAUUCAAAACUACCAUCGGCUUACUUGGAUUUGAGUGAGUUUUGUCUUAAAAGUGGUUAUUUUAUGUGGCGAGGUGACUAUUAUAGCCAAAUAGACGGUGUUGCCAUGGGGUCGCCGAUUGCACCUGUAGUGGCCAAUAUAUUUAUGGAGUGGGUGGAACGCGAGUUGGUCGAUAAAAUGACGUAUAGACCGCGUUUUUGGCUGCGUUAUGUGGAUGAUGUGUUUGCCAUUGUAAACAGGGAUGAUUUGGCCAUAAUAUUCCAGUGUCUCAACAGUCUACAUGAGAAGGUUCAUUUUACGAAAGAGGAAGAAAAAGAGGGCGGUCUGCCAUUUUUAGACGUGAUGGUGAUCCGGGGGUCUGGUGGUGAAUUACAUACAACGGUGUACCGAAAACCGACUCACACCAACAGAUAUCUCCAUGCGAGUUCGCACCACCAUCCGUCGCAGAUAUCGUCGGUACCAAGAAGCCUCAUAAAUCGAGCCCUAAGUCUUUGUGACCCACCCUAUAUUGAGUGUGAACUAAGAGUGGUGAGACAGGCGCUGGAGAACAAUGGCUAUAGUUGGCGUCAGAGUUCCAGAUGGGCACAAACAACAACUAGGCGGAAACCGUCCUGUGUGAACCGGUCACCAGUGUACUUAACAUAUGUGAAGGGCGUGACGGACAAAAUCAGCCACUAUCUCCAACGGAGAUUUGACAUAGUGACGCGGUUUCGUCCACCUGCACUGGUGAAGAGUAUACUGCGAUCGCCUAAGGAUAGGGAUCCGCUGAACGUGCCCGGGGUGUACAAGAUUCACAGACACCCGAAUUUUAAUCGGGAUCAUGGAUGGUUGCUGCCCACAGCGUGGAAACCGCUAUUUCUUUCAAUGUCACAUACAACAAACUUGGAACAAGAUAGCAUUAGUUCGGUUUGCUUACAAGAAGACGAGUCUAAUGAAGAUGACAUUAAUGAACCGUCGGAGAGUGUAACGGAACCUUCACUCCCCACCACUCAACCCCUCUCCGCGCGCGCAAUGCGUGCAGCAGCGCGUCGCGCAGCCGCUUCGCAGUUUGGAUCGUGCCGCGAUGCAAGAACCAGCUCAUGACUAAGGGCCCCGUAUGGGUUCGAAACUAGUCGGGCAUACUCCGACGUAAUAUCACGUGAGUUUUAGCCUUGUUUCAUAAUCAAUU